Molecule: messenger RNA, 942 nt
Organism: Diceros bicornis minor
Lineage: Eukaryota; Metazoa; Chordata; Mammalia; Perissodactyla; Rhinocerotidae
Gene: TAS2R60
Product: taste 2 receptor member 60
Biological process (GO): sensory perception of taste; detection of chemical stimulus involved in sensory perception of bitter taste; G protein-coupled receptor signaling pathway
Cellular component (GO): membrane
Molecular function (GO): bitter taste receptor activity; G protein-coupled receptor activity
Source: RefSeq, a predicted model, not a curated record
AUGAAUGGAGACAACCUGGUUCCAGGACCUCCGGUGACUGAUAAGAGAGCCAUCACCUUGGCUAUCAUUUUAUUCCUUUUGUGCCUGGUGGCAAUGGUGGGCAAUGGCUUCAUCACUGCAGCACUGGGCAUGGAGUGGUUGCUAUGGAGAAUGUUAUCACCUUGCAUGUUAUUGGUCAGCCUGUGGGCCUCUUGCUUCUGUCUAUGGUGGGUGGUGAUGAGUAAGAGCAUUUAUGUUUUUCUGUGUCCACUGGCCCUCCCAUACUACCCUGUACUUCAGUUCCUAGCCUUCCAGUGGGACUUUUUGAACGCUGUCACCUUAUGGUUCUCCACUUGGUUCAGUGUCUUCUAUUGUGCGAAAAUUGCAACCUUCACCCACCCUGUCUUCCUCUGAAUAAAGCAGAAGGUGUCUGGGUUGGUUCCAUGGAUGCUGCUCAGCUCCAUGGGGUUCUCCAUCUUGAGCACCAUCCUAUUUUUCAUAGGCAACCAGAACUUUUUAAAGAGAGGUCUGCAAUCUUGGAAUGUUAUCAGGAAUCUUAUAAGGAGAUCACAGGAGAAAUUCCACUUCUUCCGUUUAAAACUUGUUACCUGGGCAGUUCUUACUGUUGUCUUCCUCACUGGCAUAGUUUUGUUCAUCACAUCCCCAAGAAGACACACCAAGAAGGCCUUCCUGACUGUCUCAGGCUUUUGCCAUCCCAGUGCCCAGGCACACAUAAAGGUUCUCCUGGCUCUCAUCCCCCUUGCUAACUUCUUCAAUUCCUACUUUCUGUCACUUGUGCUCAAUGUUGCAGGUAUUUUUCCAUCUCAGGAAUUUAGGUACUGUGUGUGGCAGGCAGUGAUUUAUCUGUGCUCAGCAGUUCACCCCACCAUUAUACUCUUGAGCAACACAAAGCUGAGAGUGGUGCUGGAGAGGGGCUGCUCCUCAAGGCGUGGGGCAUCUUGA